Messenger RNA from Knipowitschia caucasica, 435 nucleotides. The record is from the annotation of a GenBank genome assembly. NCBI's taxonomy places the organism in Eukaryota, Metazoa, Chordata, Actinopteri, Gobiiformes, Gobiidae.
AUGGGAGAGCAUGGGACCAGAGGAGAGCAGAGUACCGAGGAGAGCAGAGGACCACAGGAGAGCAUGGGACCCAAGGAGAGUGCAGAGGAUCGGAAGAGACCAGAGGACCAUGGUAGAGCAUGGGACCAAGGAGAGCAGAGGACCGAGAGAGAGCAGAGGACCACAGGAGAGCAUGGGACGGGAGAGAGCAGAGGGAUCGAGAGAGAGCAGAGACCAUGGGAGAGCAUGGGACCCAGAGGAAGCAGAGAUCGAGAGAGAGCAAGUAAAGACCACGGGAGAUAUGGGACAAGGAGAGCAGAGGACCCCGAGAGAGAGAGCAAGGACCAUGGGAGAGCAUGGGACCAGAGGAAGCAAGGAUCGAGAGACGAGCAGAGGACCAUGGAGAGCAUUGGACCAGAGGAGAGCAGAGGAUCGAGAGAGAGCAGAGGACCAUAG